AGGAGGAGAAAAGGAAAGAGAUUCUCCGAAACAGAAAAAUGGAAGAGAGAAAGAAGACGAGUUUGUCGUCGUCGUCCCACCAGCCGCCCGUGCCGUGGUCAGGGGCGGGUGAGGACCAGCCGGGUCUGGGCUCUCCAGCCACACAGCGAGCAGGGAAGCCCCCCCGCCCACCACACGCACCACCCAACCCUCACAGACACAGGCACAAGGGCAAAACACCACACGCCCACACGUCCGCCAAAAAAACCAGCACUGGGCAACCGGGCCUCCGGCCCAGACGCCCCCCCUCUGCCUCCACUAAACACAAAGGCUCCAAGGAGGGUAGACCCUCCAAGCCCCCUGCCAAGAACCCCCCCCUGCCCUCCUGCCCCCCAGCCCCCAGGAGGGCACCCCCUAGACCUCCCAGCCCCCCCUCCUCCUCUUCCAGUGGGGCUGCCAUGAAACCCCAGCCAGCCCUCUCCUCCAGGCCACACCAGCCCCCGGAACCUCCUCCCAGCCCGGACUCACCCCCCUCAGUGGGGCCGGUGCGAGGCGAGGCCGGGGGGUUCCGUCCAGAGCAGGGGGUCCUGCUGGCCCCGGACCUGCAACUGGCCGCGGGGGUGUGCAGCCUGCUGGAGCUGGGAGACGACCCCCCCGCCAGCCCCCCCGUGCUCAGCUGGCAGGGGUCGCCGGCGUCCGGCCUGAGCGAGGGGGAGGAGGAGGAGGAGGUGAAGAUCGUGAUGAGGAGGCCAGUCCUGCAGCCUAGCCCCACCCACCGGCCGGCCCCCUCCCCCCCUCCUCACAGGGACACCAAGCCGCUGAGCGACCUGGCUAGGCUGUACGGCCUGCCAGAGACCCCUGCUGGAGCAGGAGAGGAGGAGGAGGUGGAGGUGGAGGAGGAGGUGGAGGUGGAGGAGGAGGUGGGCGCAGACGUACCUAGCGCCCUGCCCCCUCGCAAGCCCCACCUCCACCAGACAGGCGUGGCCGACGUUUUCAAGUCUCUGGCCUCAUUCCUGGGGGGUCAGAGGUACACCUACAGGGGCGGCCCGUUUGGGCGCCCGCCCCCCAGCGCCAUGGGGGGGGUGAAGUAUUCGUCCUCGCUGGCGCUGGGACCUGAGAUACGCUGCCAGGACCAACAGGAAUCCUCCCCCGCCCCCGCCCCCGCCCCGCCCACCAAACUCACCGACCAACUGCAAUCCCCCACUGACGCUACCUCAGACCCGCCCUCCAACCACCGGCCCCGCCCCGACGGCCAAUCGCAGCCCGUCGCCGGCGAGCAGAGCCCGGCUCAUGGGGGCGUGGAGGAGGUGAAGAGGAGGAGCCGAGCGGAGCCCCUCCCUGGAAGGACCGGCUCCUCUCUCCUGAGCGGCUCCCUGAGCGCCGAGCUAAGGCUGACCACCACACACCCAGGCCCCCUCGCUGACCUGCUGCCCAGCAAGCAGCCCCGGGCCUCCAGGCAGCCGGAGGUGCCCAGGCAGGCCGACAGGAAGAGGGAGCCGGUGAGCCUGGAGGGAGAGCGGGAGGGGGAGGGGAGGAGCAAGAGGCGGAAAGAGGACGGCGGGGUCGGCGCGGUCGGAGGUCACCUCCACAGGUCUGGAGGAGCGGAGAAGAAGAGGCGGGAGGAGAGGAAAGAGGGGAAGACCGCGGCCGUUCCAUCCUCGGUUUCGCCCUCGUUCGACUGCCCGGCGGCGAAGCACAAGGACAGUAAGAAGAGAAUCGUCCCUCUGCAGAGCACAGCCUCCCAGGGAGGACUGGAGGAGGAAGAGGAGUGCACCGGGACCGAGGAGGAGAAGAAGAAGGACAACAAGAGCCGUGAGUCUGAAAUCAAGACUGCUGGAGCCACCACCACCCCUACCUCCUCCUCCUCCUCCUCGUCCAUCCCAGCCCCCCCCGCCCCCCCACGGAGGACCCCAUGCCCGCUGGCCCCCGCUGACUUCCUCAAGCUGAAGGCGAUGUCCCUGGGGCCCCCCAAGGAGCUGAAGAUCCGUCUGAUCAAGGUGGAGAGCGGAGACAGAGAGACCUUCAUGGCCUCGGAGAUCGAACGCCCCAGGAUCCCCCUGGCCGAGACCUCCAUCAAACACCCCGCCAGUGACAUCAUCAGGGCCUGCAAGGGAGUGAAGAUCAAAGGGAAGUUUCGGGAGUCGUACCUGCUACCUGCUUUCUCUGUCAAACCAAACCUCCCCACCGACACCGCUAUCCCUAGAGAGAAGCUCAACCCCCCCACACCAAGCAUCUAUCUGGAGAGUAAGAGAGACGCCUUCUCCCCAGUGCUGCUGCAGUUCUGCACCGAUCCCAAGAACCCUGUUACUGUCAUCAGAGGCUUGGCUGGCUCCCUCCGCCUCAACCUGGGUCUGUUCUCCACCAAGGCCCUGGUGGAGUCCAACGCGGAGCACGCCGUGGAGGUCAGGACGCAGGUGCAGCAGCCGGCCGACCAGAACUGGGAUGCCAGUGGGCGGGGCCAGACGUGGCCCUGCGAGAGCAGCCGCGCCCACACCACCAUCGCCAAGUACGCCCAGUACCAGGCCUCCAGCUUCCAGGAGAGCCUGCAGGAGGAGAAGGACAGUGAGGAUGAGGAGGAGGAAGAACAGACCAAGUCUGACUCCACCAGCUCCGCCCCUUCCCCCAGUCAGACAAGCCCUGCCCCUUCUUCCAGUAAAGCAAGCUCCUCCCCCAGUAAAGCAAGCCCCACCCUUUCCCCCAGUAAAGUAAGCCCCGCCCCCAGUAACACAAGCCCCACCCCCGGUAACACAAGCCCCGCCACAUCAGCCAGCCCAGAGCAAAAAUCUGUGGGAAAAACCAUCAAAUUUGGUACCAACAUUGACCUAUCGGAUCCAAAAAGAUGGAAGCCGCAGCUGCAGGAGCUGUUGAAGCUGCCACCCUUCAUGCGGGUGUCCUCCAGUGGUAACAUGCUGAGUCAUGUAGGACACACCAUCCUGGGCAUGAACACCGUCCAGCUCUACAUGAAGGUCCCGGGCAGCCGCACUCCCGGCCAUCAGGAGAACAACAACUUCUGCUCAGUGAACAUCAACAUCGGGCCUGGAGACUGCGAGUGGUUUGCUGUCCACGAGCACUACUGGGAGGCCAUUAACAACUUCUGUGAGAAACAUGGAGUGGACUAUCUGACAGGGUCCUGGUGGCCGGUCCUGGAGGACCUGUACCGCUCCAACAUCCCCGUGUACCGCUUCAUCCAGCGGCCUGGGGACCUGGUCUGGAUCAACGCCGGGACAGUCCACUGGGUCCAGGCUGUAGGCUGGUGCAACAACAUCGCCUGGAACGUGGGGCCGCUCAACUCGUACCAGUACCAGCUCGCCCUGGAACGCUUCGAGUGGAACGAGAUCAAGAAGGUCAAGUCCAUCGUUCCCAUGAUCCACGUCUCCUGGAAUGUGGCCCGCACCAUCAAGAUAGCCGACCAGGACACCUUUAAGAUGAUCAAACACUGUCUUCUCCAGUCCAUGAAGCACAUCCAAAUCUUGAGGGACCAGCUGGUGGCGUCUGGUAAGAAGAUCUCCCACCAGAGCAGGGUGAAGGAUGAGCCGGCCUACUACUGCAACGAGUGUGACCUGGAGGUGUUUGACCUGCUGUUUGUGACCAGUGAGAGCAGCAACAGGAAGAGCUACGUGGUGCACUGUGAGGAGUGUGCCCGUGCUCGCAGCCCGGGCCUGGCUGGGGUGGUGGUGCUGGAGCAGUACAGCAUGGAGGAGCUAAUGAGGACCUACGACAGCUUCAUCUUGGCUGCAUCACCCUGUUCUAAGUGAGGACCCCUCUCUGUUACUGAGCAGCCAUAACCAAAACUCUGACUCACCCGCAACCAGGAAGUGUACUACUGCAAAACAUACGCUGAACAGCCAAUCAUGUUUACUCAGUAUUGUUUACAUCACAAUAAGAUAUCAGCCAUCAGCCAAUAAAACUCCAGCUGUCUGUCGUCUUCCCCGCCUACCAGCUGCUGAUUGGACUCUCGUCUAGAGAUAGAAUGACUAGACUGGUACUCAUGAAAAUCAUGUCUGACUUGUGAACAUUGUUAGCACUGGAAAUCAGGUCAUUACAACGGACACUGCUGUGAUUCAAAAGCGUCAAGUAGCUGGCUCUGUGUAUUUUUUAUUAUUUUUUACAAAAUUCAGGUACUUUUAUGCAAAUCGAAUAUAACUUUUUCAGUUUUUUUUCCCCACCAAUCUAGUUAUUCUAUGUCCAUGGAUUUGCCGUGUUACCACGGAAACAGCAGGGGAAUCGCUUCAAUAGCAAAGUAGCUGAUAGUCUUGAUGACAUUGUAUUGGUUCUGAUUUAGUUCUGUAUUCAGGUAAACUCAAGACAUUUGUUUUUCCAGUUUGUAUGCUCUCCGGGGUGCAAUUUUUAUUUAUUUUAUUCAGACAUAGAUACUUCAAAACGUAUUACCAGCCUAGAAGUACACCAUAUUGGCCUUGUGAACUGUAUUUAGAUGAAAGAAAAUCCAACAUACAAAUGUUUUCUAACGCAUUAGGAAUAUUGAUAUAAAGAAAUGUUUUCAAUUUCUCUGAAAUACGGGUUUGCUAGAGGACUAAUCUGGUUGCAUUCUUAGUUAGAAGCCUAGUGUGCAUAUUGUGAAUUAGGUUUUUUGCAUAAUUCUGAAUCAUCUUUGGUAGUGAGAGAUGUGUUAUGAUACACCUUAGCUAAAAAAGAAUAAAAAACGUUCACAUUUUUGUCAUGGCAACGGGAACAUCCAUCUGUUUUUUAAUACCUCUUUAUUUGUCGUGUUCUCAUUCCUUUCCGGAUUAUAGAGAUAAUUAAUUGUAAAUCGUGAGUUUAUUUAUACUGUAUAUGUUUGUUUUCUUAAAUAUAUUUAUUGCAUAUUGAUGGUACUUCCCUUGUUAAGGGGCCAGAUAUUUUUAAAGUUUCCUAUUGUCCUGAUGUGUUGAUGGGGGAAGUUCUAUGAGGGGGUGGUCUAAUGUUCAUGGUGCUUCGCCCCCCCUCGCCUCACCCCCCUCUCAUCUAACUGUGUAUAAAGGAUGUAUGAGAUAAGUAAACAAAUAUAAAUAAAACCGACAGGUUGGUGCUUAGUACAGUCAGUACACCCACCGGUGAAUUAAUGAAAUGAAGACUUUGUACUGUAACAGAUUAAACACAAUGAACUUUUUCAACUUUUUUUGCGUUGUACGGAAUUCAUAAAAAAAAAUCUGCAUUUGUUCUUUGAUGCUGAACUUUUAGCAGUAGCUGUAGCUUUAGCCACUUCUGAAAAAAAAUAUGAAAAAAAAAAAAACCUUUGAAGGAUGUUGUAGUGGGGUUAAGGUUCAUGGUUUGUUUGGUGUCCUGUCCUUAUAACUAUGAUUUGAAGGAUGUAGUGUUCCUCCUUUUCUUCCAGACUGUUUUAGUUCUGCUGCACUGUUUCAAAAAAUAACUGACAUAGAACCUGAGCCAGGCCUGUCUUAAACACUCUGUGAUUUUUCUGUGACAUUAUUGUGAGCAUUAUUGAUCGAGAAAAAUAAAACGUUUUGAUAAAUUCUUCGAGAACUGUCUAUUGUCCAUUUCCUACUGCUUUCUGUGGAAUUAUCUACAUCCUGUUACAGUGAAAAACAACAAUCCCAGUAUUCUUGCAACAGUGCCACAACAAUAGCACUGAUAUUAUUGAUACAAUUUUUUCAUGUUGUUUACAUCUUAGCUGAUACAUAUCUAAGGAAAACAGGACAUUGUAAUCCACCCUUUCUUUAUGCCAUGCUAAUGUUCAUCCCUAGUCACUUAAAUCCUAAUUUCCUACUCUUUCCUCCUUUCAGAUAAACCCACUACAAAGGCUUUGGUCACAUACAAACAUGCAUUCGAAUGGUUUCAUAGUGUUUGUUUUCGCAUGAUCUGUCUUCCUCCCUCUCUCCCGACCAGGAUGAGAAGUCUAGUGUCCUGUUGUCUCUUCAGACAGAGGGUCAGAGGUCGAGAGGUCAGCGGUCAUGGGAAUCCUGAGACUCUUCUUCUAAGAGGAAGCAGUGACAUUUCAUCCCAGACCUGCAGAUGGAACAGGGGAUAUCCUGGCUCCAAGGACAGGAAAGCUGGCCUUCCUCCUAAGUUAGCAGACCCCAGGUCCCCUCAACACACACACACACACAGAUGCACACACAGACGCACACUCUCCUACUGUCCACAGUGACCUGAGUAGGAAAGCAGGAACAGAUGCCAACGUCAGUGUGGCCUACGUCUCUGUCGCGUUCCUUCAAAGCUACAUUCCUUCACUCCAAGCCCAGGCCUGUGAUUUCACUCUCUCUCUCUUCUUCGCCUCCUUCUCUCCGCAGACAUCUCUGCUCUCCAAGCAAACAAACAAACAAACAAACACAAGACUGCAGUGG
This is a messenger RNA of Hypomesus transpacificus, 6281 nucleotides long. RefSeq names its product lysine-specific demethylase 6B-like. The transcript has 13 exons. The record is from RefSeq and is a predicted model, not a curated record. Gene Ontology annotation, molecular function: chromatin DNA binding; RNA polymerase II cis-regulatory region sequence-specific DNA binding; histone H3K27me2/H3K27me3 demethylase activity. Bases 39 to 3734 code for a protein of 1231 amino acids. Gene Ontology annotation, cellular component: MLL3/4 complex. Gene Ontology annotation, biological process: regulation of gene expression; heart development. NCBI's taxonomy places the organism in Eukaryota, Metazoa, Chordata, Actinopteri, Osmeriformes, Osmeridae.